GAUGUGUCCAUCUCUAUGAUCCAGCUAUAAUUUAUAACAAAUAGCUGUGCACUCUCGGAUUUUACUUUCAGUUUGUUAAAUUUGUUGUUGCAGCAAUAUGCCACCAAAAAAGGCGCCUGCUCCUAGCAAAAAGACGGAGCAAAAGAAGAAGGAGAAAGUCAUUGAGGAUAAAACUUUUGGUCUAAAGAACAAGAAAGGCAACAAGCAACAGAAGUUCAUUCAGCAAGUCCAGAAACAAGUGCAGGCCGGCGGACAUCAUCCACGAGCAGAUGGCGACAAGCGCAAGGAGGAGAAAGAGAAGAAGUUGGCCGAUCAGCGUGAAUUGGCCAUGAUCUUCAAGCCGGUGCAGGGGCAAAAGGUGGAGAAGGGCACGGAUCCCAAGUCGGUGGUGUGUGCAUUCUUCAAACAGGGAACUUGCACCAAGGGAGACAAGUGCAAAUUCUCGCACGAUCUCUCGCUGGAGAACAAGGUGGAGAAACGUUCCAUGUAUGUGGAUAUGCGUGACAGCGAAGACGAUCCCAUGACCAACUGGGACGAUGCCAAGCUGAAGGAGGUGGUGGACAAGAAGCACUCGGCUGAAAAGCGACGCCCAACCACGGAAAUUAUUUGCAAAUACUUCCUGGAAGCUGUGGAGAAGUCCAAAUACGGCUGGUUCUGGGAGUGUCCCAACGGGGAGAAGUGCAUCUAUCGCCAUGCGUUGCCUCCUGGCUAUGUGCUCAAGCGCGACAAGAAGAAGGAGGAUAAACCAACGGAGAUUUCGCUGGUCGAUCUGAUUGAGAAGGAGCGUGCUGCAUUGGGUCCCAAUCAGACACGCGUCACGUUAGAGUCCUUCCUCGCUUGGAAGAAGCGCAAACUGCAGGAGAAGAAGGCGAAACUGGCCGCCGAAGAGGAACGCAAGAAGAGCGACUUUAGCAAGGGCAAACAAUUUGGCAUCUCUGGUCGUGAAAUGUUCAGCUUCAAUCCCGACCUGGUCGACGAUGGACCCAUGGAGGAGGGCGAUGCUGCUUUCGAUAUCUACAACCGUGAGGAUGAUGAUGAUGAAAAUGUCGUCGAAUUUAAAGAGCUCGAUUUGGCCGCUCUCUCGUUGGCCGCUCAAGAGGUUGAUGGCUCUGGCACUGUGGCAUCCAGCACAAGAUUACUUGAUCAGGCCGAAGAAGCAGCCAAAACUGCUGCAGCCGAGGAUGCAGCGGCUGCAGCAACCAGCUCUGUCGACAGUGCGCCCGCGAUUAACAAAGAUUUGUUUACCGACUUGGAUUUGGCAGGCGAAUUGGAUGAUUUAGAUCUUGACGAUGACGAUGAUGAUGAUGAAUGAGGAGAGUUCAACGAGAAGAGCAACUAAUAAUGCUUUGUUAUAGUUUGAUAUUCAAUUGCAUAACGUUCAUAAAAUGAUUUUUGCCUUUAGCAACUUUCGAUCAAUAAAAUUGUGGCUUAAAAAUGCUAAGAGCCUUCGUCAGUUCACGAUAA
Molecule: messenger RNA, 1464 nt
Organism: Drosophila albomicans
Lineage: Eukaryota; Metazoa; Arthropoda; Insecta; Diptera; Drosophilidae
Product: zinc finger CCCH domain-containing protein 15 homolog
Exons: 3
Coding region: 98-1312 (404 amino acids)
Biological process (GO): cytoplasmic translation
Cellular component (GO): cytosol
Molecular function (GO): mRNA binding; metal ion binding
Source: RefSeq, a predicted model, not a curated record